AGAACUUAUUGGAUACUUUGUGUUUGGUUGAAUUAUCUUUUCUAACAGAUGUCUGGGUAGAUAAAGUCUCCCCCCAUUACUAACUAUGUUUUGAAUUUUUCUGUUAUAUGCAUGACAGUCUAGAACAUCAGUGUGCAGGGAAAGCGCCUGGGGGGAAUUGUGCCUGUUCUGACAUGUCUCCUAUCGCUCUUUUUGCCCUAACAGGCUGCGGCAUAACAUCCCUGUUUUGCUCCAGAUCAUUCCAUCCUUCCAGGGACCAGGGAAGGGAAAUGGCUGCAGUGGAGCCAGUUGAGGGGCCGGUGGCCUUCGAGGAGGUGGCUGUGUAUUUCACCAAAGAAGAGUGGGCUCUGCUGGACCCCGUUCAGAGAGCCCUCUACAGAGAUGUCAUGCAAGAGAACUAUGAGAACGUGACCUCGCUGGGGUUUCCAGUUUCCAAACCUGAUAUCUCCCAGCUGGAAAGAGGGGAAGAGCUAUUAUCCCCGGAUCUCCAGGGCUUAGAGGAAAGAGAAAUCCUGAGAGGCAUCUACACAGCAGGUGAUGGGAUGGUGAGUGAGACCUUGGAGCAGAAGCCUCAGCAGGAAGAUGAUGAGCAAGUCAAACCACGUGGGACAUUAUUGCAAAGAUGCAAAGGGAGUAUGUCCAGGAAUUGUGAGCAGCGAAAAGCCUGUGAGAGUCAGCACAGGCCAGAGAAGUGGCAGGGAAACCAGCCAACACAGAAAACUGGUAAAGCUGUUAAUUGUUGGGGAACUCACAAAGGCCUCAAGGAAACCACGACCCAGCAGAGAAUCCCCAUGGGAGAGAGAAAUAACACAUGUGUUGAGUGUGGGAAAAAGUUCAGUAGGCACUCACUGCUUCUUAGCCAUCAGAGAAUCCACACAGGGGAGAAACCCUAUGAAUGCUGUGAGUGUGGGAAAACCUUCACUGAGCGCUCAACCCUUAUUAAACAUAAGAGGAUCCACACAGGGGAGAAACCCUACGAGUGCGGCGAGUGUGGGCAAACCUUCGCUGAGCGCUCAACGCUUAUUCAACACCAGAGGAUCCACACAGGGGAGAAACCCUACGAAUGCUGUAAGUGUGGGAAGACCUUUGCUCGGAGCUCACACCUUAUUAGGCAUCACAGAAUCCACACACAGGAGAAACCCUAUGAAUGCUGUGAGUGUGGGAAAACAUUCACUGAGUGCUCAUCCCUUAUUCAGCAUCAGAGGAUCCACACAGGGGAGAAACCCUAUGAAUGCUGUGAGUGUGGGCAAACCUUUGCUCGGAGUUCACACCUUAAUAGGCAUCAGAGAAUCCAUACAGGGGAGAAACCCUAUGAAUGCUGUGAGUGCGGGAAAACCUUCACGCGGAGCUCACACCUUAUUAGGCAUCACAGAAUCCACACAGGGGAGAAACCCUAUGAGUUCUGUGAGUGCGGGAAAACCUUUACUCAGGACUCAUCCCUUAUUAAACAUCAGAGAAUCCACACCGGGGAUAAACCCUAUGAAUGCUGUGAGUGUGGGAAAACAUUUGUCCGGCGCACACACCUUAAUAAACAUCAGAGGAUCCACACUGGGGAGAAACCCUAUUAAUGUUCCGAGUGUGGGGAAUUCUUCCAUCAGAGCUCAGCCCGAGGGCAUUCUUCGCCAAAAAAUUAAAAAGUCUGUGCCAAAAAUUAAAAAUUCUACGCGCAAUAUUUAAAAAUUCUGCAAAAUUCCGCAUAAAUAAAUAAUAAAUAAAUGCAGAGGCUCCAGCCUGGCAGUGGGGAGCACAGGCCACUGGCUUUACGCAGGUGGGAGAUCACCCUGCAGCCUCUCCACCCUUGGGACACGGAAUCAGUGGUGAGGCUGCAUCCAACCCUGACACAGCACAAGGCCUGCCCCAGAAACACAAGCACAAGGCCUGCUAGGCGCUCCAGGUGUGGGGCAGGCAGGCUCAACCACGGAGGAACCAAGUGUGGAGGGACUCAGUGUGGGAGGAUCCAGGUGUGGGGUGAGAGGAUUCUGCAUGGGACAAUUCUAGGUACAGGAAGCUCAGUGGAGGUAUCUGGAUCCACAGAGACUUGUUGUGGGGAUUCCAGGUGUAGGGGUAAUAGGACUCUGCAAGU
This is a messenger RNA of Mauremys mutica (yellowpond turtle), 2083 nucleotides long. RefSeq names its product zinc finger protein 501-like. The transcript has 4 exons. The coding region runs from base 108 to 1568 and encodes 486 amino acids. Gene Ontology annotation, biological process: regulation of transcription by RNA polymerase II. The record is from RefSeq and is a predicted model, not a curated record. NCBI's taxonomy places the organism in Eukaryota, Metazoa, Chordata, Testudines, Geoemydidae. Gene Ontology annotation, molecular function: DNA-binding transcription factor activity; RNA polymerase II cis-regulatory region sequence-specific DNA binding.